Sapajus apella (tufted capuchin) is the source of this 5886-nucleotide messenger RNA. It is a transcript of the gene NCLN, whose product is annotated as nicalin. The coding region runs from base 2057 to 4060 and encodes 667 amino acids. The record is from RefSeq and is a predicted model, not a curated record. The transcript is spliced from 15 exons. Gene Ontology annotation, biological process: regulation of signal transduction. Lineage: Eukaryota; Metazoa; Chordata; Mammalia; Primates; Cebidae. Gene Ontology annotation, cellular component: endoplasmic reticulum membrane.
CUCCUGGGUUGAAGUAAUCCUCCCGCCUUAGCCUCCCAAAGUGUUGGGGCUACAGGCAUGAGCUACUGUGACCGGCCAAUUGCAGACAGAAGGAAGUGUGGCCGGCCACUUCACUGGUGUGUCCCAAACACCCCUCCGCAUGCAUAAUAAGAGGGGGUACUUUUCUGCUCCUGAUUCCUGUUCUGUGUGUGUUUAGUGGGGAUCACAGCAGGAAGGCAGGGUGGGGUGUGGGUGGAAUUUGGGAUGAGUGGAGUCUGGGCAGGUCCGGAGCUCUCUGUCUGCCUUCUGGGCCCGUGUAAGCUGGCUCCAUUGUCCCCUCUGCCCUGCUUUGGCUGAGCUGAACCUUCUUGCUCCUUCCCAACUGGGGGCUUUUCACUUAAACUUUGUUGCCCCCGAUGGACUGGCCUUGAUAGAAUGCGCCUUGCCUCAUUCAUCACUCGACUUCUGUCUGCUCAUUUUUGUACCUUAGCUUUAGUGUCACCUCCUCCAGGAAGCCUACUUUGACUUCUCCUGCUCCCUAGGUCCCCGCUAGGCGCCCACAGCUGCCUGUGUUUCCUGCAUGACAGCUCUGCUUUUACUGGGCACAGCUUUCCCUCAUUCUUCACUCAACUGCUCCAGCUCAUCUUUAGAGUUUCAGCCUAAGUGUCUCCUCCUCCAGAAAGCCUCCCCUGAUUUCCUCGCCUCCCUAGGCCUCCUCUGGGCUUCCCACAGCUGCCUGUGUGUCGUCUGUCACCGCUCCCAUCGCCUCUGGUCACACAUCCAUUUCCUCCUUCCGACUUUGAGCUCCGCGUCGGUGGGUAUUGUGGCUUUGUCGGGUUCCUGGCUGUGUCCCCAGCACCCAGCACGUGGCCUGGCACACAGUAAGUGCUUGGUAACCCAGCACCACGCUCAGAAACCCCCUUUCCAGCUGGGCGCGGUGGUUCACGCCUGUAAUUACAGCUACUCCAGAGGCUGAGGCACAGGAAUUGCUUGAAUGCGGGAGGCGAAGUUUGCAGUGAGUCGACAUGGAGCUGUUGCACUCCAGCCUGGGUGACAGAGACUACGUCUCUAAUAAUAAUAAUAAUAAUAAUAAACAACUAGUUAAAUAGAAUUCUCACAUGCCACCGGCGGGGAGAGUGCUUGAUUCAUUAUAUCAGAGGAAACCGAGGCUCAGAGAGGUGAAGCAACUUGCUGAAAGCCACACAGCUGGGAAAUGGAGGAGUUGGGAUUUUUAGCCAAGGCUCUUAAUCGGCACAAAUACCACUUCUCACUUGGGACAGAAAGGAAGCCCCGACGCCUUAGGCUCCUAUAGAGCCUGGGAUGUUGAGACUCAGGGCUGCUGUCUGCUGAACCCUGGGGCUCAGUCUUCCCAUCUGGACAAAGGAACGUUUCUUAGGUACCUCUAGCCCUGAGACACUGGGUUCUUAGGGUUGGCAGGUUAGAGAAAAACCAACGUGGAAUACCCAGAAGUUAACUUGAAAUUUCUGGUGAACAACUAAUACCUUUUUAGUACAAAUAUGCCCCAACUGUGAAUAAAGAUAAAUAAGCUUGCAACAAACUCCUUCAUAAACCGCAGGCUCCAGACUACAAGUCCCAUAACCCACUGCGUCCUCCCUUAGGAACUGACUAUCAUGACUUUUUAUUUUUCAUUCAUUCUUUCAAAAAUGGCACAGGCCACCCGCCGUGCGCCAAGUCUUGUGCUAGGUGCCGGGGAUACAUCAUAUGCACAAAACAGGCGUAAGUCUUUGCCCUCGUGGACUUUGACAUCUACAUCCUUGGGGGAGUUGAAGUGAUUUUUGUUUUUCUCAGCAAUUUCUGCCAGGGAGACUACAGUUCCCGUGACCCUUUGUGUUUGUUUGAUGGGACUACAACCCCCAGAAGAGUUAGCGCGCCAGACCAGCACUUAAUGUCCCUUUAACUCCAAUUUCCUUCCAGGUCGCAAGGUCACGUCUUGUUUCCCACCCCACCCCCGCCACCCGCCACAUUUAGCCCCUCACCCCACCUCCCCUCACGCCAAAGACAGGGUUAAGAAAGUGCUACUGCGAAAUAGUUUUUUUAAAACAUUUUACUGCAUUUUAUGACUUGGAGUUUAUGUGAAACUUCAGCGGUGUUAGCCCAACAGCCCGUCGCACCUUCCGGGAGUCCCAGAGUGGGCCUACAACUCCCAGGGAGCUCAGCGAGCGCCGGGCUGACUGCAAUUCCCGAAAGGCAGCGCGGCUGGCGGGGCGGUUCGUGGCGGUGCCCGCAGGACCCCAGAGCGAGAGCGGGCUGCCCGGCGCGGCGCCCGCAGGACCCCGGCGGCUACCCAUGCCGAGGUGAGUCCGCGGGAGCCGCCGCUGCCGCCGUCCCGUUCCCGCCGCCGCCCCGUGGGGCCCCGCCGCCAGCCAGGAUGCUGGAGGAAGCGGGCGAGGUGCUGGAGAACAUGCUGAAGGCGUCGUGCCUGCCGCUUGGCUUCAUCGUCUUCCUGCCCGCCGUGCUGCUGCUGGUGGCGCCGCCGCUGCCCGCCGCCGACGCCGCGCACGAGUUCACCGUGUACCGCAUGCAGCAGUACGACCUGCAGGGCCAGCCCUACGGCACGCGGAACGCGGUGCUGAACACGGAGGCGCGCACGAUGGCCGCGGAGGUGCUGAGCCGCCGCUGUGUGCUCAUGCGGCUCCUGGACUUCUCCUACGAGCAGUACCAGAAGGCCCUGCGGCAGUCGGCGGGCGCCGUGGUCAUCAUCCUGCCCCGGGCCAUGGCCGCUGUGCCCCAGGACGUCGUCCGGCAAUUCAUGGAGAUCGAGCCUGAGAUGCUGGCCAUGGAGACCAUCGUCCCCGUGUACUUCGCCGUGGAGGACGAGGCGCUGCUGUCCAUCUACGAGCAGACCCAGGCCGCCUCCGCCUCCCAGGGCUCCGCCUCUGCCGCUGAAGUGCUCCUGCGCACGGCCACCGCCAACGGUUUCCAGAUGGUCACCAGCGGGGUGCAGAGCAAGGCCGUGAGCGACUGGCUCAUCGCCAGCGUGGAGGGGCGGCUGACGGGGCUGGGCGGAGAGGACCUUCCCACCAUCGUCAUCGUGGCCCACUACGACGCCUUCGGAGUGGCCCCAUGGCUGUCACUGGGCGCGGACUCCAAUGGGAGCGGCGUCUCUGUGCUGCUGGAACUGGCACGCCUCUUCUCCCGGCUCUAUACCUACAAGCGCACGCAUGCAGCGUAUAACCUCCUGUUCUUUGCUUCUGGAGGGGGCAAGUUUAACUACCAGGGAACCAAGCGCUGGCUGGAAGACAACCUGGACCACACAGACUCCAGCCUGCUCCAGGACAACGUGGCCUUUGUCCUGUGCCUGGACACCGUGGGCCGGGGCAGCAGCCUGCACCUCCACGUGUCCAAGCCGCCCCGGGAGGGCACCCUGCAACACGCCUUCCUGAGGGAGCUGGAGACGGUGGCCGCGCAUCAGUUUCCCGAGGUGCGGUUCUCCAUGGUGCACAAGCGGAUCAACCUGGCGGAGGACGUGCUGGCCUGGGAGCACGAGCGCUUCGCCAUCCGCCGGCUGCCUGCCUUCACCCUGUCCCACCUGGAGAGCCACCGCGACGGCCAGCGCAGCAGCAUCAUGGACGUGCGGUCCCGCGUGGAUUCUAAGACCCUGACGCGGAACACGAGGAUCAUUGCGGAGGCUCUGACUCGAGUCAUCUACAACCUGACGGAGAAGGGGACGCCCCCAGACAUGCCGGUGUUCACGGAGCAGAUGCAGAUCCAGCAGGAGCAGCUGGACUCGGUGAUGGACUGGCUCACCCACCAGCCCCGGGCCGCGCAGCUGGUGGACAAGGACAGCACGUUCCUCAGCACGCUGGAGCACCACCUGGGCCGCUACCUGAAGGACGUGAAGCAGCACCACGUCAAGGCCGACAAGCGGGACCCGGAGUUUGUCUUCUACGACCAGUUGAAGCAAGUGAUGAACGCGUACAGAGUCAAGCCGGCCGUCUUUGACCUGCUCCUGGCCGUUGGCAUCGCCGCCUACCUCGGCAUGGCCUACGCGGCUGUCCAGCACUUCAGCCUCCUCUACAAGACCGUCCAGAGGCUGCUUGUGAAGGCCAAGACGCAGUGACACGGCCACCCCCACAGCCGGAGCCCCUGCUGCUGCCUGGUCCGUGGGGCAGAGCACGAGUGAGUGGACGCUGCCUUCCUCUCCGGGCGGCCCCAGUGGGGACAGGGACCCUCCCCUCCCCAGCAGUGGUCGAAACACUGAAUUACAGAGCUUUUCCCUGUUGCUCUCCAAGACUGGGGGGGAUUCUUUCUUUUUUCCUUGUCUUUGAACUUUCUGGAGGAGAGCUUGGGAGAUGUCCCGGGGCCAGGCUACAGACUUGCGGACCAGCCCCCAGCCCCGGGAGCCGGCCGCCCUCGGUCCGGUGUAAGCACACGUGCACAGUUAGAGCGGAGACGCCGGGACCCCGCCCGAUCUCGCGCCGCCUCCGCCCCCGCCUCCGCCUCUGGCCGAAAGGGGCCUGGACUGCAGGCGCCACCUGCACCCUGCUCCGCAUCCGCCCGUGGACGCUCCUCCCGCUCCCCAGUGGCGGCGUGGGCGUGGUUACUUGUCUCUGCUCCCUCCUGCCUGGAGAGGGCAGUGCCAGCGCCGGGGUUCUGGGAUUGCAGCCCCACUGGAGCCUUUUGUCCCUCCUGUGGUCUCAGUGACCCAUCCCCCCACAGUGGGCUCUCGGGGAGCUGCACCACCUGGCCUUCCCCUUUUCUGACAGUGGUGAGCAGACACCAUCGCUGAGAGCCUCUGCUCCAUGGGGGGCUGGCAGGCAUCUCCCCCACCCCAACACCGCACACCCCCAGCCACCCGCCCUCCUCUCCUAGCCAGCUCCGGUGGCCCCCGUGCCUCCGAGGCCGAAGCCCAGCUCCCAGGGCCCUCACCUGCGUGGCGUGCCCCCCCCAGCUCCCUGCCCUGAGCCUAAGCCGGUGCCUGCGGUUUCCUGGGCGUGGCAUGGAGCCCCCAGGCCCUCCAGGCUUUGCCAUGGCCAGCCGGUUUCUGGGGAACUGCGUGCUGGUGGAGGUCCGGGAGGCAGGAGGUGGCCCGGGGAGGCCUGGUGGCUCCUCCCAUCACUCCCCACCCUGGGCCUCAGUUUCCUCAUCUGUAGAAACGACGUGUUCCGGGGGCACAUCCGAGCAUUUGCUGGGGAAGAGAUGACUUGGGACGUGGUCUCUGGGGCCACCCUUCCUGGGACUCGGAGAGGAGGUCCAAGCCCCCUGGGAAGGCUGGGACAGAACCUCAGCCCCACAGGCCAGGCGCCUGGCGUGAGUGCCGGGGGGGAAGGAGGCCGCAUUGAGCUCAGGGAGACCCAGGCGUGUCUGUUCUUUAGCAAUACAACCCACCCAGUGUGGGCUCGGGGCUUGAGUCCUGGCCUGGGCACCCGAGGCCGCCUCCCUUUCGUGGCCCAGGGAGGUGUUUGCUGUCUGAGGGUCCUGGGCCUCAGUCCAUGGGAGCCUGGGAGUCCGUCCAGAUAGGACCCGGGGGUCUUGCUUUGCCUACCAGUUCUUCGGCUGGCACCUCUGCCCUCCAGAUCCUGCAGCCUGGAAGGGUGAGGGGACAACCAGUCUUCCUUCCUCCCAGUUGGCAGGGCACUCCCCUUCCCUGUCUGCCCCGCUGGUGACCCCCCUCCUCCAGAGACUUGCCCAAAGGCCCGUCACCGCCUUCCUCUGGGCACUCAUACUGGGACUCUGGGACCCGGGCAGCUGCCGCCUUGUCACCAUGAGAGAAUUUGGGGAGUGCUUGCAUGCUGGCCAGCGGGCCUCUGGGUGCCGUGGGGCCAGGGUUGCGGAGGGAGCUUCCAUCCUUCCUGGGCAGGACGCACUGACCGGCCGUCUGGGGCUCAGGCGGGUGUGGGAUGCAGCGGCCCCAUGAGAAAAUAAAGCCAUAUUGAAUGAUCACCA